GACUGUGCCCUGGGUGAGCGGCAGCAGUAUAUAAAGGUGGCGGCGAAGGUCCCUGGCAGCCAGUGGAGCGCCGACUAGACCUGUCCUGUGACAGUGUGAGUCGCCCAGAUGCGCUCCGUAUUACUCUUCACCGCCCUCGUGGCGUCCGCCCUAGCAGGACCCACAGGUUACAGAGAGUCCUGCGCGGUUCACUGCAGUCAGGACAACAUCUUCUCUUACCAACCAGGAUUAAGUUAUGGCUACGAAUACUCUGUCACUACCAACACUGCCCUUCUUGGAGACUCUGAUAAUGGCGCUACUGUCACCAUUACCGCCCAGGCACAUAUCGACGUGACUGCACCCUGCGAGCACACCCUCAGACUGACCGAUGUCAGCCUGCAAGGGUCGACCCGCGCCGAGGAGAUGGCGGCUGCGCUCACCCGCACCAGCCUGCGCUUCUCGUUCCAAGACGGGCGCGUGGAGGAGUUGUGCGCCGCGCCCACCGAGGACAUUUGGGUGCUCAACCUGAAGCGAGGCGUGCUGUCAGCCUUCCAGACUUCCCUCACGCGGCCCGGCUCAGAGGAGGUGCAGGAGACAGACGUGCAGGGCGUGUGUCUGACGCACUACGACAACAAGCUGGAGGGCGACCUGCUCACCGUCACCAAGCAGAAGGACCUCUCCUCGUGCACCAAGCGACCUGACUUCACCUCCUACCUCGCCUCCGCCUCCUCCUCCUACAACACAGACUCGCCCGUACAGAGCUGGCCCCUGCUGGACAGCACCAGCGGCUGCCGCCAGAUUGUGGAGGGCGGCAUCCUAACCGAGUCCUCCUGUGAGGAGACCCACACCUUCCGCCCCUUCUCCGGACAGACUGGUGGCGCCUCCACCACGGCCACCUCCCGCCUCAGGCUGGUGAGCCGCGACGGCCCUGUGCCGACCUCCACAGAGCAGCAGUUCACCAGGAGGACCCCAGUGUUCGAGACCCUCACCGGCGCCUCGCCCCACAGCCAGGCCGAGGCUGUCACCGCUCUCCUCACUCACCUCGAUGAAGUCUCCAGCCAGGAAGUCCGGCCCGAAGCCCCGGCGCUCUUCUCCAGGCUGGUCAUCGCCCUGCGCGGCCUCGAUUACCCGGUGCUGUCCAAGGUGUACGCCGACACCACGAAUACGCACUCCCGCAAGUUCCUAGUGGACGCCAUGCCGCUGGUGGGCACCGCCGCUGCCGCCGCCGUCGUCAGGGACAUGUACACCAACGGCGACCUGAGCCAGGAGGAGGCCGACGCCUGGUUCACCUCCCUCACCUUCCUCAAGAACCCGACCUCAGACAUGUUCACCGCCAUUGCUCCCAUGCUGGAGCGCGACCCGAGCCAGAGCGCCAUGCUGGGCACCUCAGCGCUCGUCAACACCUUCUGCAAGAUCAACAGUCGCUGUGGCGAGGACUCCGGCGUGCAGCAGGUGAUGCGCCGCGUGGAGGCCCAGCUGGGCUCAGGCUGCCGCGCCCUCAAUGAACAACAAAAGGUCAAGAUCCUGGUAGCUCUGAGGGCCCUGGGCAACGCCGGCCGCUGGGUGAACGCUAAGCAGGUGCUGGAGCGAUGCUACACCGAGAACAACGACAUGGAGGUGCGCGUGGCGGCCAUCGAGGCCUGGAGGCACACGCCCUGCGAAUACGACCGCGCUAACCUGCUGGCCGCCUACCAGGACGAGGAGCAGGACUCAGAGGUACGCAUCGCAGCCUACCUGUCCGUCAUGACCUGCCCGACCCCCGCUGUGGUGGCCGCCGUCAAGGACCGUCUUACCUCCGAGGGCGUCAACCAGGUGGGAUCCUUCGUGUGGACGCACCUCACCAACCUGCAGGAGUCUGCCGCGCCCGGCAAGGAGUGGGCGCGCGUCCUACUGGGGGAGGAGCUGCUCGCCAACAAGUUCAACACUCAGGCGCUCAGGUUCUCACGCAACUACGAGUCUUCUUUCUUCAUGAACGAACUGAACGUGGGCGCCUCCGUGGAGAGCAACGUGAUCUUCUCCAGCAAGUCGUUCCUGCCACGCUCCGGAAUGCUCAACCUCACCAUGGACUUGUUCGGCGAGUCCGUCAACUUGUUCGAGGUGGGCGGCCGCAUCGAGGGCUUCGAGUCCUACCUGGAGCGCCUCUUCGGCCCCGACGGCCACUUCCCCGAGGAAACCGUCGCCGCCGCCCUCAGGGGUCUGCGCCAACAGAAGCGUGAAACCGAAGCCACCACGUUGGAACAGUUCCUGGAGGAGGCCACCGACGAACCCCGCGGCUCCUACUACCUCCGCCUCUUCGGUAACGACGUGCACUACCGCCACUUCCGCGGCCUGGGCAGCAGCGACGAAACCACGACCAGCCCCUUCGCCCUCCUGAUGGAGCUGGCGCGCGGCGGCAAGGUGGAUUACACCAAGUCCUACCAGCUGCUGGACACCCACUACUCCGUGCCCACCGUGACAGGCCUGCCGCUCACCCUGGGCGCCCAGAGCACGGCCACGGUGGCUCUCAGGAUGGACGGCUCCUUCAGCAUCCAAAGCCUCACCAACGUUGACAUCCAAGGACACCUCCGUCCCUCGGCGGCCGUGCACGUGGACGGCGUGAUGGUAGUGGACGCCCACGUGACACGCGCGGGCGUGAAGGUAUCCUCCACCAUGCACACCUCCACCUCUCUGGAAGGCAAGGUGCGCGUCAGCGGCGGCACGCUGGUGGACGUGGCCUUCGACACCCCCAAGGAGCGCACCGAGUUCAUCGACAUGGAGACCAAGUACUUCUACGUGCGCGACGACAAGGACGAGGAGAUGCAGAAGGAAGAGCCCGUGAUCACCACGUGCGGCUUGGACAUAAUGGGCAUGCAGCUGUGCAAGGAGGUCGCCAUUCCCUCCUCGUCUUGCUUCAGCCUGCCCACCACCCUCAAGGCCUACCUCAAGAAGACUGACACCCAGACCGGCUACACCCUCCGUUAUACCAAGACUACCAACGAGAUCUCCUUGCUGUUCGACUCCCCAGGAGCGCAGAACUCCCGCCGCGUGGCGCUCUCCCUCGAGGCGCACGACAACAAGUUGCUCGCCAGGAUGGACUCCUUCUUCAUCAAGGCGGAGAUGCACGGCGAGUACGUGUGGCAGCACGACAGGAAGUCCGUCAAGACAGAGGUCCAAGUGGGUGAAAAUAGGUUGCUGGUGAAGGGCGCCCUGCUCACUGCCUACGGGGAGGUCCUGCAGGUGGAGCCCUCCCUGGAGCUGUCCAUGAACGGCGAGGAUCUAUUCAACACCAAGGCGCUGGUCAUCGCCGACACGCAGCAGAACAAGUACUCCCUCCAGGCCUCCUUCUACCACCCCUUAAUGAGGGAACCCAUCUCCUUGAAGGCUACCUUCGAGAAGCACCAGGAGGGCGACGCCACAACCUACUCCGUCAGGAUGAACGUGGACGACCGGCAAAUCUCCCUGGAAUAUGAUGGCACUAUUUCCCCAAGUGACAUGAACACCAAGUUCGUCAUGAGGUACGGCCCCAUUGACUUCCUGGCAGAAGAGACCUGGUCACACACGUACGAGAACGGCGUCAGGAACAUCAAGGGCACAAUAGCUUCAAGUAGUGAGCAUCUCGGAUUCAACACGAAGUCCGAGAGCGAGUUGACCUUGGCGCCAAACGCUAUUCUGUUCAAGUCUAAGGUUGAACAAGUCAUUAGAUUUGAGCCGCUAGUCCAGACACUCCUCAUCGACCUCCAGCGUGACCCAGGGACCUCCCUCACUGCAGUCAUUGAUCUGGACUCUACUAACACGAAGUUCAUCGCCAAUGCUGACUUGAGAAAAGCCAACCCCGGUCAUUACACUGGCCUGGUACAAGCCAAGACUGACACGCCAAUGACUGGAAAAAUGACCCUGAUUGACGCCAGUGCCUCCAUGAAGGACAACUCUCAGCCUGGCACCUUCAAUGUCAACGCCGAGGUUUCUGCCGCCAUCCCGAUGACCACAGUGACUUUGACCUCCGAGAUGUACGGCGACCGCCAGCAAGGGAAAAUCAACUUACAGACUCAGAUUGGCGACAAGGAAUUCGGUCUGAGAAUGGAAGCCACUCCCUCGUCCCUCCUGAUUGAUGCUAACGUUGUGAAGCAUGUUGUUGUGAACGCUAAGAUCAACCCUCAGGGGCAGGAGAAGACCCUGCUCGUUAACGUGGAAUGGGACAAGACCCUGAACCCCGACAACACCUUCAAGAUCGAAGGAAAAAUCCAACCUGGAGCCAUCUCAGCGGAGUUCAGAUUCCUGGACAAGCAGUUCUCUGCCGCUGGACGGCUGAUGAGAGAGGGCGUGGAGGUAGAGGCCAACUGGUCCCCCAGCCAGCGCGUGGCGGCCACGCUGCGCUACUCACUGGACGCCGCCCCGUCCCUCACGGCAGCCGUGGACACCACCUUCCCGGGCUGGGAGAAGCAAAGCGUGGACAUCACCACCUCACUCCAGGACAACGAAAUUACCUGCCGCGCCUCCGCCACGUGGAAGAACAGCCAGCAGGCGACCCUCUCUGUGAAGGGCCGCUUACAGCCCAGCGGCUCCGUGCACGCUGAGGUCAUGUUCACCAGCACUGUAGCUGACCUGGAGCGCCUCUCCCUUAGCUUUGACCACGAGAUGGCCGGCGCCGCCAUAACCUCUAGCCUGCAGGGUGUCUGGAACCACCAUGAACUGAACGGUUCCCUGCAGCUGGCGCCCAGCGACUCUGGUGUGGACGGCCUAGCCACCUUCAUCUCUCCCUUCACGCAACCUUUCAAAGCAGUUCUGGCCCACACGCUGCAGGACGCGUCCCAGGACACCACGCUGCUGGUCUCCUACGGCAGCACAGAGCUGGUGCACCUGACCAGCGCGGGGCGCCUCAGCCUGGCCCCGGGGCAGCACGACGUGGAUCUCGCCCUCAAGCUGAGGACGCAGUUGGAGGUGGUGCCGGAUAUGGAGGCCACCGUCAAGUACACGAUGGACGGCGCGGCGCUCAGCCUGCAGGUGGACGGCAAGGCGGGCCAGCGCAAGAUGAUGCUCAGCGUGACGGGUCAGCACACCGUGACGGGCGACACCACCAACGUGUCUGGCGAGCUGAGGUUCCUGACGCCCUUCACACAGCCGCUCACAGCCUCGCUCUCCCACACCCACGACAGCCGCCGCUUCACCUCUCAGUUCGAGGUGACCCGCAUCUGGUCCACGUACAGCUUCGGCUCCCUCAAGAUGCACGCCGAGGGACACAUGCUGUCCCAGAACGACAUCAACCUGUCUGCCUACAUCAGCAGCCCCGAGACCAAGGGAUCCUUCUCCUUCACGCACAAGAUUGAGAACAACAACCUGACCACCUCAGCCAAGGUGUACGCCAACAGGGAGCUGCUCUCUGUCUCUGUGACAGGCACACUGGACGCCGCCGCACGCCUCCUCAGCCUGGAGGGAGACGUCACCUCGUCCUUCGAGGAGCUGGAAAUGAAGGUGAAGGUGGACAGUAGGACAGACGGCAACACACAGAACACACAAGUAACCGUGGCCCGCGGCGCCCACCAGGCCACCCUCACCCAUUCCUUCACCGCCACCGACGCCCUCAACUGGGAGAGCGUGCUCACCCUCAACGAACACUACACGCUGCGGAACAAGAUGGCGCGCGUGGGGGAGGAAUACCAGCACGAGACUGAUCUCGCGUGGCCCGACCAGCGCCUGGCCCUCCACGGCCGCCUCACGCCUGUGCUCACCGCCUCCUCACGCAAGCUGGACGCCCACCUGGCCUUGGCCACGCCCUGGGAGUGUCUCCGCGACGUUAAGAUCGAUCUGCACUCCGAGCAGCAGACCGCAGGAGAGACCAGAAUCUCCGCCGAAGUGGAGUACAAGCCGGGAAGCAAGAUCCUUCUGUCCACCAGGAACAAUUACAGCCACGAAGGACAGUUGUUCUCCGCGGCGACUUUAACCACCCCCUUCUGGCAGCCGCUGGGCUACAGCCUCACUCUCACCCUGCGGCCAGAGAAGACCGCCGUGCUGGUGCUCACCCGAGGCCAGGUCGAGACCACUGUGCGUCUAGCAGGCGACUACCACCACGACCGCGCCAACAUCUCCCUCGGCCUCACCACGCCUUCCCUCCAACAUCCGCUGGAAAUUGAGGCGUCCUACGUCAUCAACAGUCCAGCAGUGAGCGUGGCCGUAGCCGCCACUUACCACGGCAAGUACGAGGCAAAGGUGACCCUCUCCGGCAGCGCAACCAACGCCACGUGCGAGCUUGACCUGUGGGAGUCGUACAUGGACGGCUCCUCCUGGACCCCCGUGCACCACUUUGAGGGACGCUGGCAGCACCAGCUGCAGGCGAUGCCCUUCAACGUGAACGGCAAGGUGAUGAUUGACUCUGCCACCUACCAGGCAGCCGCCACGCUGGAGCAGACAGCUUUCACCAGCACCGUGGUGCUGGACGGCAGGGAGGGAAGCCUGGCGGCCACGUGGCUCCUGCAGCCCACCAACACUAAUCUCAGCCUCGCCUUCCAGUCCCCCGUGCACAUCAUCCAGGACUUCAAUGUGGUCGUGGCCUAUGACGUGGCCGCCCUGCAGGGCCAGGCCAAGGUGAAGUACGGCAGCCAGGAGGUGGACCUGCGCGCCAAGAUGGAGGACCAGACCUUCGUGUUCGAGGGCAAGACGCCCUUCGCCGGCUGGGAGGUGCUGGGCGCGUCCUUCUUCGCCUCUGGCACCGCGAUCAACGCCCACGUACUGCGCAACGAACGCAAGAUUGAGGUGACGGGCACGCAGCAUCUGCGCCCCGCCAAGGGCAAGGUGGAGCUGGUGGUGACCACGCCCUACCAGGGAUACGAGACCGUCGCCUUCGACGCUUCCUACAACUUCCUCGGCGAGAACAAGACCAUCAAGUUCAAGGCAGUGUACGGCACGGCCGAGUUCUUCGCCAAGGGCGUCGUCAAGAUGGCCGACCCGCUUACCCCCAAGGUGACCCUUAAUAUCACCACGCCCUUCGCUGAGCUGCGCACGCUGCGCGCCUCCGCCAACUGGAGCCUGGGCGAUGCCACCAAGACCGCUGCCGCCAAGGUGGUGUACAACGAGCAGGAGUUCAAUUGGAACCUGGAGGUCUCCCUGGAAGGAAAUACGCAGCAGCUCACCUCCAGGGUAACCUCUCCCUUCCCUGGGUGGACCCAGGCCGCCGUGCAGGCCUCCAUCUCAGUGGCUGAGUCGCCCUACCAGGUGCGCGUAACCGUGCAAAAGGAGGGAGUGAACCAGGACUUCAGUGGCAGGCUUAUGCUGAGCGCCAACACCAUCCAGGGCGAGGUGAAGACGCCCAUCCCUGGCUGGGAGGUGGUGGCGCUGGACGGCACCUACGCUGCCCGCCACGACUCCUUCUCUGCCGCCAUCCGUGCCACGCGCGACAACGACAACUAUGAAGUGAACACCGACGUCUCCUUCAGCGCCCUCAACCCCAAGCUGAAGGUGGCGGUGACCACGCCCUUCGCCCAGGCCGCCAGUCUCCAGCUGGAGGUGGAAUCAAGGCUCUCAGAACCCCAAAAGAUCCUCAAGACAACUUUCUCCAGGAAUGAGGUAGUUUAUUCCGCCGAAGUAACGUUCAGAGCGGAGAACAAGACUGGCUUCCUUACUGUCAACCUCAGGUCUCCCCUGCCUGGCCUGUCCAGCCUGGAAGUGGAAGGUACGUACGACCUGCGAGGUGACAUCAAGAAAUCAGAGGUCAACGUGACGAAGGAGGGCGAAAGGCAGCACUUCGCGGUGGCGGCCACGCUAAAUGACAACCACGUGGUACUGGACGUGGCCACGCCCUUCCCAGGCUUCCAGGUCAUAAAGAUGGACGCCGACUACACCAGCAGCGCCCUUGGCCAACACCUCCUUGUCGCUAACUUCGUGAAGGAUCGCCAGACUUACAACUUCCAAGGAAGCGUGGAGCUGCGGGGCACUGGUGUUGAGGUGAGGCUGACCACGCCCAUCACGCCCAUCAGCCGCGUGGUGCUCAAUGCUGACUACACGCUGCUCCGCGGCACUGCCCAGGGCUUCAUCCACUUUGAGAGAAACGACGACGUGUUUGAGCUUCGCACCCAGUGCCACCUCCAGCCCUCGGCCAGCAGCUUCUCUGUGGCCGUAGUGACGCCCGUGUCUGGCUGGACCAACCUGGCGCUCGACCUCAAGUACAACGCAGAGCCCAACAAGCUGGCAGCCAAGGCGCUCGUGCGGUGCGACGACUUCCAGAAGCAGGUGAGCGUGGAGGCAACGUAUGGCGCCGAGCGAGGCAGCGUGACGGUGCGCACCCCCCUGUCAGGCUGGGAGACGCUGGGCGCUGAGUACACGCUGACUGUGACGAGCAGCAGCGAGGCCAAGGCGCUCGUCAAGGUUAUCCACAACACCCGAGAGUUUGCCUUCUCUGCCUACGGCCGCUACACGCAGGAGAGCAUCACCCUCAAGUUCCAGACGCCCCUCCAGGGAUACGAGGAGUCUGUCCUGGAUGCCACCAUCAACGUGGCCACCAGGAACGUGAGGGGCAUGCUGCAGGUGGGCUCCUACGCCUUCUCCACCAACGCCUCCUACGUCAUCGGGGACAUGCUCCUGGAGGUGACUACGCCUUUCCCCGCCCUCCGCUUCGGUUCCGUGGCCCUCAAGCACGCAGCCAGCCCCGGCAGCCUGCAGGCCUCCGUCACUGUGGUUCAUAACAAGGACAACUACUUCCUGGUGGGCGAGGCCAGCGUGGCCCCUCGCGGCUUCCUCGCAGCAAUGCAGACCAAGACGCCCAUCGCCGCUCUGCCCAACGCAACACUCAAGCUCCAGGCGAACCUCGACAACAAGGCUGAGCUUGUCACCGCUCAAUUUACCGCUGGCGAGCGUUCCUACAGCCUGCUGCUGGCCGGGGACCUGCAGGAGAGCCUGGCCGUCGCCAAGGUGGAGAUGACCACGCCCUUCAUAGGCUGGACCCAAGUCAAAUUCGAAACUAAAGUGGACAUGACGCAGGAUGACAAGACCAUUGAAGUGGUGGUGGAGAGAGAAGGUGACGUGAAGGCAAUCAGCAUCCACGGCAAGCUGAUUGGUUCUGACCUCAGCUUCGACCUGAGGACGCCUUUCACAGGGCUCAACCGCCUCAACAUGUCCGGCAGCGUCAACCGCGCCAAGAGAUCCGUCGCCUUCCAGAUGAUGAACGACCAGGCCCAGGGUUCCAUCUUGGCCAGCUUCAACUGCGUUAAGUUUGAGCUCAAGACACCCUUCGCCAGGAUGGAGGAAGUCUCCUUCGAGAUCAAGAGGGAGGGUGACACAUACGAGGGUAUGUGGAAGAGGAAUGACAACUACCUCAUGCUGCAGAUGGUGAAGAACCCGGAGACGAACAAAGUUAACCUGGAGAUCAAGAGCGAGCUGCAGGGAUGGGAGUUCCUGGCACUGGCAGGCCGCCUUGACCAAAGGACAGUGGAGGCAUACGCCAGCGGCCAGAUCAACGAGAAGAAGGUAGAACUGAAGAUCACAGGCGAGCGCGAUGACAACAGAAGGACGAGGCACUACGAGCUCGACCUCAAGACGCCCUACGAUGACUACCAGCAUGUGACUGGCCAGCUCCGGUUCAGUCCAAGGAGAAGGAUGCUCAAGAUAGAGUCCAACUCGUCCAAUUUUAAGAUGGAAUUCAAGAGUAGCCGCCGCUUAGGAAUGGAACUGCAGAUGUUCGUGCCCAACCAGACCCAGAACACCGAACUCAAUGUCAACCUGAAACCCGAAGGUGGAAACAUCGACUUCACCUCCCGGUUUGAGUUCCUGAGGUCCCUGCACUACAACUACGCACUCACCAUGGGAAAGGAGAUCGAGAUGACGCAACGCAUGGAGGUCAACAGCAUGGAGAUAUUCACUAUGGAGCUCCGCGCCAACCCAGAAACUGACUUCCUGCACCUCGACAUCCACGGUCGCCUGGAGGGGCGCCACACCAACUUCCACAUCCACCGUGAGGGCUUCCAGACCUUCAACGUCAUCCUCAAGAGAGAGGUGACAGAGAGCGGCCACACCACCACCAAACAGCUCUCUCUGGAAAUGACAGGCAACGGAAACCUGCCCCAGCAGGGCAUGAUCCACGUCACUCUCACCAACAGCUUCGCAGCCGUCCCCCGCACCUCCACCGUGCACAUCGAGCUCGAUCGCACGUCCUCCCCGAAGCAUGUCAAAAUUGAGGUGACCCUGCCAGGCAGUAAGCUGUACGUCCUGGACAUAAACUACAACAUAGACCUAAGGAACCCCAGCGUCGGAGACUUCGAGGUGAGCAUCUCGACGCCUGACAGGCAAGCCGCUCCCUGGAAGAACUUCUCGGGCAGGUGGGACAUCCAAGACCCACAGCAGGCAAUGUUUGAAUUUGACCUAUCUGGCAGGAAGUACAAGGGGGAGGGCAUCAUGAGCCCCCUGGUGUCUGACCUGGUGUUCACUGCCGAUGGAGAGGAGGAGAAGUUCUUCCUGCAGUGGAGGUUCCUGCGCUCUGGCAACCAAAGGGACUAUUAUGUGAAGGUCGGUCCCGAGUCCUCCUACAGGAUGGCCAAGCUCAAGGGGUCUAUCCAAGGCAUUCAAAGAGGCAAUAUAGAAGGAGGCUUCAAGCUUUCAUUCCAGCCUGACGAGUUCCACUUCACCACCUCCUGGAACCUUGGCAAUGAUGGAACCUUCUCCAGCCAGGGUGACUUCACUUACGGCGAGGCCAAGGGCAGCCACCAGCUCAUGUUCCACCGCGAUGCUGCCAGCAGGUCCGCCACCUUCUCCUUCACCGCCAACUCCAGCCACAGCAGUUACCAGCAGAUAGAGUUGAGCGGCAACUACGAUGUGCUCAACAAGUUUGUGUUCAACACCCAGCUCACUAUCAGAGGCACAAAGAACCGCACCCACAAGAUCAACAUUGACAUCUCUGACCUCAACCCGCGGCGCUCCCGAAACUCCAUUGAGGUGGAGCUGAGCUUCCUGCCCCCUGAGUUCCAGAGAUUCCAGAUGACGCUCAACCACGACUUCCGCAACAACAACAACAAGUACAUCAAGGCCGAGGCGGUGAUUGGCGAGCGCGAGUCUCACCUCAACGCAGUGUGGAAGCGCAGUGAUGACUUCAGCGUCCUGGAAGGCAACCUGGACAUUAAUUCCAUGUUCAUUGGUGAGGUCGCCAUCGGCAUGAAGUACAACGUGGAGAACAUCAACGAUGCCCUCGCAGAAAUCCACUACAAGAGAACCAUCGAGGGCGAGCCUGAGAAGAGAGUGAACGCCCGCUGGACACGCAAGAGGACGCCCAAUCACCUCGAGACUGAGCUGGUCCUAGACUCCACCUUCGAGAGUUUGCAGAAUGCACGCGCCUACGCCACAGCAGACUUCUCUCAGCUGUUCAACCUCAACGCAGGCCUGGACUUCAAUGACCAGCACAUCACCAUUGUCCUCAACGUGAGCUCAGAAGCAGUCGACCUGAACAUCACCACGCCAUUCGAAGGCUUUGAGAGCAUCAAGGGAACCAUCAACUACAGUUUGGGAGGCAAGACACAAAGGGUGGUCCUCACUUACGAGCGAGGCUCACAAAAGGCUGACAUGGAACUCAUCGUGACCAGGAAGAAGAAGAAGAGCGGAAACCUGUCACUCGCGCUCACGACACCAUUCGAGGUGUUGCGCAAUUUGAAGAUCAACGCUAGCUGGGGCAGACGCCAGGCCACCGUGGACUAUGUGAGGAAUGAUGUGCACGUCACCAUGACUGGCACCGCGCAGCUCGAUGCCGACAAGUCUCAGUUCAACCUCUCAUUCACUGCGCCCAGCGGCAAGGCCGUCACCAUCGCCGCCGCCUAUGACGUGCAGGCUUUCAUCGCCGGCAGGGGCUCCAGGCCCAUUAAGCUGGCUGGCCUCACCGUUGACAUAGGGGACACAAGGGUCAUGUUCGAGCUGAAGGGUUUCCGCAGUGAUGAGCGACUCUAUGUGGAGAUUAACAGCGAGACAUCCUUCCUGAGGCUGCGCCACCUGCACCUCAAGCUGGACUCAGAACUCAACACGCAGCAGCGCGAGGGAACCUUUGAGUUCAGGCUCAAUGACUUUGUCUUCGAGGUGCACAAUGAGUUCGUGAGGUACGAUGACGGCUAUUAUAUCAAGAGCAGGGUGGAGUCCUCGCUGACGCCACUGCCGGCACUCGUGUUUGGCCUGGGCCGCCGCGGCGACGAGCGCAUCUUUACCCUCGGCUAUGGAGAAGAGAAGGAGCUCACUUUCUCCAUCAAGGCCAAGAAUAACUUCCGCAGCGGCUUCAGUGGCUCAGUGGACAUCCCCAAUUUUGGGUACAACGGCGUGCAGUACGACGUGAACUACAGGUUCCCCAGCAACGAUGAGCUGGAGGUGAAGCUUGAGGCGCAGCUUGGCGCCGACGAUCACCUCGAGGCAGAGUUUGAGUACAACUCUGACGGCGUGAAGGCGCGCCUCAUGUCCCCCUUCACUGGAGAACACAGCGCUCGCGUCCGCCGCUCCAUCUCCAGUGACAGCUUCUUCACUGAGGUGGGCUUCGAUGACUUCAACCUGAGGCUGCGCGGCGGCUUCAAAGAUGGCGACAUCAAGCGUGGCAUCGUGCUGGAGGCAGACAUCCUCGGUCGUCUCUUCCUCUUUAACUACCAGCUGCAGUCUGAGGGCCCACGGUACACGGAGGGUAAGCUGGUGUUGCAGACUCCCUUCCGUGGCUGGGAGAAAAUGGGUGGUAUGUUCACAUUCUCCAAUGUCAACAAGCAGGUGGUGAUGCGUGCUGAGGUCUUUGUGCCCUUCUUCCUUAACAUCCCAAGGAUCACAGCGGGUGUCGACCUCGACCACAACAACGACAAGAUUGUGGGCCAGGCGACGCUGGAUGUGGCAGGAGAACAGUUCCUCCUGAGGACCAACCUUGUGGGCUCCUCUCUGGUCCAGGGCUUCCAGGGCUCCGUCACACUGCAGACACCUUUCCACACCCUCCCCAGCCUCGAGGUAGCCGGCAAGUUCAAGAUGCCCUCCAUCAGGAACCUGGAGGCUGAUCUCAAAUUCAUCAACAUGUAUGGCACAUACGAAGUUGACCUUUCCUAUGAGGUGACUCAGAGCCAGGUAAAGGCCAACGCCACCAUCCUGCCAGGCCACCUUAUCGGCAACAAGAUCUCCCUGCAGCUCGAGUCUCUCUCCCCGACCCAAAAGAAGCUGGAGGUCCGAGUUGAUGAGGAUUACAUCACUGCCGAGUACACGCUGGCGGCCUCCACCUUUACCGUAAACAUGGACACGCGUCUUUCCGGAGUGCAACGGCAGCUCUCCAUCAGCACCAAGUACUCAACACUGGACGACCUAGAGGGCGCAGUAGUCGCCGUCCUGGGUGAGCAGCGCCACAAGGUGCAAGGAGCCCUCAGCAUCGCCGACGGUCGUGUGCGUGGUGGAGUCUUGCUGGACUCUUCUUUCAUUGGCGGGGUGCGCAGGCUGGACUUCAACACCUCCAUGCCCGGCAUGUCCUUCAAUCAGGUGACCUUCAGCGUGAGUCUCACGGCCACGCAGACCUAUGCCUUCUCCAUGGACCUGGACACACGUGCCGGAGUGAUGGCCACUGCACAGAUUGACACACCCGCCCUGCCCUCCACCUCUGUCAACCUGCAGCUGUCAUGGCCCCGCACUGCCCUCACAGUGACCACACCCAUGGCCAAGCACACUGCUGCAGUGUCCUGGAGACAGACCCGCAAGAUGCCUGCUGAUCAGAUUGUGAACGUGGAGCUGGACACACCCCUGCUGGGCCAGAGAUACGCCCUGCGCAUGGUGAUGGGCGGCGGCCGCUCCAAGGCCGUGGUGAAGGCUGAGCUGGAGGUAGGUAGCGUGACGCACCAUCUGGAAGCAAACACCUACAUGGGUGCCACCAGCGGUGGCUUUUCCCUAAGCAUCCAGACGCCCUUCAUGAACAUCCAGAAGGCCGCACUGCAAGGCUCCCUGGACAUGUCAGACACCGUGGAGCUCCAGGCCGUGGCCAGCGUGGCAGAAGUCACUAACACCUUCAUCUUCAUCUACAAUGCCAACAAAGGCACACUGCUGGCUGAGGCUGCAUCUCCCUACAUCCCUACUGGGCUGGUCAAGGCCACGGCUGAGGUGAGUGGUGCCUUGCCCAACCUUGGCUUCCAGGUGGCUCUCAUGAAUGCCCAGGAUGUCAUCUCUGGCCGCCUGGACAUCAAGGCUCCCUCUACAGAUGACAUCACUAUCCGUGCCACAGUCACCACCCCUCUGGAGUCCUUCAAAACCAUGAACGGCCUCAUCAAGUACCAGAAGACAGACGUAACCCAGCUCAUCAUCUCACUGGACCAUCCCAUCACCUUCAGAGCAGCUGCCAAGUUCGCCAACACCAGCGACAAGUUCACUGGCAACCUCACUGUCAAGACUUCCAUCACAAACUUUGAGUACUUGGAGGCAGACCUGGAGAUUCCCCUCACUGAGUUCUCGCCACGCGCCACCCUCACCCUGCCCACCGCCAAGUACGGCAUUGGUGUCAACUAUGCCACUGAAGGCUACCACACUGAGGCGGCAGCAACCAUCUACAUGGACAACAAUACCUAUGGCGGCACCCUGGGCUUCAGGAGUAAGGCACCCUACGAACUGGCCUACAAGUACCACAUCUUUAACACCAAUAGUGCCUUCCACCUACGAACAGACUCUUCCUUCCUCACCCUUCUGAUGUAGAGACGCAGCACCCUGCAGUGAAUGCUACUCAGCUCACACCCCCAAUCAGCCCUUGACAACCUAUCUCUAGUCAAAGGUCCUACAACAAGAAGAGAUUAAUGUGAAUACUGUCCCCUUCCUUACGUCCCUCCCCACCGACUCCGACAGCUUCAGUAUGCUAAUGUUAAUUAAUCCUAAACCAAUGUAUAUAGACCUAAAACCUGUAGCCCACUAUACCACUAGUAGAUAAUAUUAAUAAACUUACAAAAUAAA
Molecule: messenger RNA, 14856 nt
Organism: Scylla paramamosain (green mud crab)
Lineage: Eukaryota; Metazoa; Arthropoda; Malacostraca; Decapoda; Portunidae
Exons: 10
Coding region: 109-14604 (4831 amino acids)
Biological process (GO): lipid transport
Molecular function (GO): lipid carrier activity
Source: RefSeq, a predicted model, not a curated record